AUGCGCCUCGUCACCGAAUCUAGCGCCGGUGUUUCCCGCGCCUGUGAACUUUCGCCCAUGGUGUCCACACCAAGUCGUUUCUCAACGAUCCUUAUUUCGCUGCAUUUACAAGUUGCCGUUGGCUCUCUUUCCCACUCGACGUCAUUACAACAAUGGUUGAGUUCGGCUUUGGCAUAUAGCUUGUGUACAGCAUCUCUUUUUUUGCUUAUUUCUUCCGUGUGUCGAGAGAAUGCUAGCGUCGGCAUUGACGUUCCUGAACUCAGCAAGCUCCUGCGAUCACUCACUUUCGUGAGUUCCAUCAGCCGUAACUGUUGUGCUCUCGAGUUUGGCAUCGUGCUUUCGCUCGCUUAG
This is a messenger RNA of Trypanosoma brucei brucei TREU927, 351 nucleotides long. RefSeq lists its product as hypothetical. The record is from RefSeq and is a predicted model, not a curated record. The transcript has a single exon. Lineage: Eukaryota; Euglenozoa; Kinetoplastea; Trypanosomatida; Trypanosomatidae. Bases 1 to 351 code for a protein of 116 amino acids.